GGGGGCUGCCGGGGUUCGCCUUUAAUGAAAAGCUGUCGACUGGGGGCUGGUUCUGGGGUUUCGUGAGUAGGAUGGCGUUUCAUAUUCUAUAACCGUAGCUCCCCUAACCUUUUCGUACCUCACCCCCAUUGUAAAGACUAUUAAGGUGCAGUAAAGAGCUGACAAAUACGAUCGGUGACUUUUUAAAAAUUCCUUUUUUUUCCGUACUGUAAGUCCGUAGUUUUCAGCAGUUGCCAUGGACUGGCAUCACACGUAAAUCGACAUCAUAUUGAGCACGCGCGGAAUGGCGAGCAUGCGUGUUCGGCAAGUUGGGUUGCGCGAUAGUUUUUCGUGUUUUUAUAAAAAUGCUUACGAAGAGACAGUGUAAAAUACGUAGAGUCUGCUUAUAACAUGGAGUUUGUUUGAAAUAGUAAGAUAUAUUGUUUGCGUCUAGAUUAGCCGUUUGAGUGAAACAGUCCAGAGAAAUGGGUUUAUUAACUGUGUACUUUUCUAGCAGGCUGUAGUUGGGACCGAACACAACUUGUUGGAGCGAAUUUCGCCGAGCAACUACGUAUAGGUUUAAUCGAAACAGUUUGAUAGGGUCUGUUCUUUCCGGUGAACUUUAGUCACCCGUGUGGAAGGAUCCCUAAUAGUUUCUUACGGAUAGGCCAACCGGUUGAAAUCUUUUCCAACGUGUGCGGUUUGUCGCACCUCAUUUGUCCGAAGCCGAUUCAAGAGUCCUUUCCCCAGGGUUGAGUGAAAGGUGAGCGCAGCCCUGGCUUGUAGUUACAAGAGGAGAUGGUCCCCUUGUUAAGUCCGGUGUAAAUAGAGUUGAGAGAGGCCGAACAAAACGGGGGAUUCCGUUAAAAUAUGGGAAGUCUACCCGCAGGAUUAGGUCAUAUACAUCUUGUAUAAAAAAUGGCAGCGAGCGGCUACACUGACCUGAGGGAAAAAUUAAAGUCCAUGAUCCCGCAGAGGGAUAACGCGAGGAAAGUGACCGAACACGCCACCGACCGCAAACGCAAGUAUCACGAUUCCGAGGAGGACUACAGCGACUACGAAGACUAUCGAGAGAUCGAGGCAAGCAAGGUGAAAAGUGGCAUCAAGCAGGUGAAAAUCUUCAGCGUGGAGGAGUGCGCGGUCAUCGAGGCCAAAAUUGAUGAGGUCGUGUCCAAAGCUGAAAAGGGUCUGUACCGGCAGCACACUGUGGACAGGGCACCUCUCAGGAACAAGUACUUUUUUGGUGAGGGUUACACAUACGGUUCGCAACUGGAGAAGAGAGGCCCCGGCCAGGAGAGGCUCUACUCGAAAGGGGAGGUGGACGAAAUCCCCGACUGGGUUCAUGAGCUGGUUAUCAACAAAUUGGUCGACCAUCGGGUUAUCCCUAAAGGUUUUGUCAACAGCGCAGUGAUCAACGACUACCAGCCAGGAGGCUGCAUCGUGUCCCAUGUCGACCCCAUUCACAUCUUUGAAAGGCCCAUUGUGUCGGUGUCCUUCUUCAGUGACUCUGCCCUCUGUUUUGGCUGCAAAUUUCAAUUCAAGCCUAUCCGAGUGUCGGAGCCGGUGUUCUUCCUUCCGGUGAGACGGGGCAGCGUCACUAUGCUCAGUGGUUAUGCAGCAGAUGAAAUUACCCACUGCAUUCGGCCACAAGAUAUCAAGGAAAGGCGUGCAGUUAUUAUCCUGAGAAAGACGAGAAAGGAUGCACCACGUUUGGAAAGUAAAACCUUAAGUAAUGUAUCUCUUGCUGCUGCAACGUCAGACCACCAACAGAUACUGAAACCAAAGCGGUCUCAUCGAAAAGCCGAUCCUGAUGCCGCUCACAGACCUCGAAUUUUAGAAAUGGACAAAGAAGAAAAUAGACGCUCUGUUAUCUUGCCAGAACACAGAAGGAGAACUAGUUACAGCUCCGAGGACUACUGGAGAAGGUCCUAUGACAUUUCAGAAAACUAUGAAGACGCAGACAAUGAUGUAAAUUCAGUGAGGAAAGUGAAAAUGAGACGACAUUAAAUGAUGGACACCCAUGCUCCCCCAAUCAAGCCAGUUUUCUGGCAGCAGUGUUUUUUCAUCUUUUUUUUUUUUUUUUUUUUUUUUUUUUUUUUUUCUUUUCUUUGACAGCUUCAUUUGUAGUGUAGGUUUUGGAUUUUAGGCUGUCAGAUGACCCUCCUAAGGGUUGGGUUUCGAAUGCAAGUUAAAAAAGUCAAAAGGAAGAUGAAAACAUCUUCGGAAUGUAGUGCAUACUGAGCAAGAAUACUGAAAUUUAAGGUGCAAGCAUUCAUUUGGCUAGUCCUCUGGAUUGUUAUUGUCAGGAAAGCAAGUAUUUAAUUUUUGAAAAGUCCAAAAUCAUGGUGAAACCAGAGGACCUGCUUGUGCUUGCUUGGUUUAUAAGCCUGUAAAAACUGGGUGGAGGCAGUGCUAUGAUUGUGUUAGCAGCAGAAUCCAUUAAUCAUCCUGCUUAAUUUUGUCUCUCGUUCUCCCUUGCAAAUAGCUCCUCUGUAUUAAGACCUUUUCCGGUGCUACACGGUUUUCUAUAUGAAAAUGUAUGUGGCACUUACAGGAAGCAAACGAAUGAAUAAUUGUUAUGGCCACCCAACCCGUAUUUCCCCCAAUUUCAGACAUGUGUUUAGCUGUUCAGCAUUUGCAACCCUCUUUAUGCUCCACUGAUUGUGAACAAGCACAAUGCAUUGUAGGAGAGUUGAUGAUUCAAAGCCCACGUGUCAUUUCACUGCUUUUCAUGUCAUUAAAUAAGUUAGAACCAGUAUUCAUGCUGCAGAUUGUAUUAUGCGCAGUAUCUAGAUUUUUGUUUUUGGAUCCAAAGACCAAUACAAGAAAUGUAUUUAAGUGUAAACAAGACUUUUUGUGGAUUCUUUGACUUUUUUUUUUUAUUAUUAUUAAUAGUGUCAUUUUUUUGUACAGUUUAGCACCUUGUGCCAUGGAAUAUGUCUGUCAGUGACUAGAAGAUCCAAAGUUUAAAAAAAAAAAAAAAGUCAAGGUUAUGCCUAGCUCUGUGGAAGAACUUCUUGUAUGAGCUGCAUUUAAACUGCCACUGCGUUUGGAUUCUUUUUGUUCGUCUUUACUAAUAACAUAACUGCAAUACGAAGUUCAGCCAGUUCUACAUGUAGCAGAUUUUGAAAAGUCGUUUUACUUGCUUAGUUAAGGGCGCGUACACACAACUGAUUUACUAUGCUUGUUAGUUUCAAACUUAAUUAUAAACAUUUUCAUACCUGGAACUUUUUUAAUGCUUUGUUUAAAGGAAAAAAAAAAAAGUUGCAUUUAUUUUGAGAUAUAUGCUUGCAUAUUUGGGUGCCAAUAGGACCACCUCCCAAUCCCCCAAAAAAGUCUUUUUGCUUGUAACAAAGAUGUACAGUACUGUAAAGGUUAUGAGUUUAAAUGUACUCGGAUGAAAUUAUAUACAUAAUGAAAACUAUUUUAUGUACAAAGAACUAAUUUUAGUUAUUUGUUUAAAAGUGAUCUGUGUGUGGCUUUU
Polypterus senegalus (gray bichir) is the source of this 3463-nucleotide messenger RNA. RefSeq names its product alkB homolog 5, RNA demethylase (gene alkbh5). Gene Ontology annotation, biological process: mRNA processing; mRNA export from nucleus. Gene Ontology annotation, molecular function: oxidative RNA demethylase activity. The record is from RefSeq and is a predicted model, not a curated record. Bases 898 to 1986 code for a protein of 362 amino acids. The transcript has 4 exons. Gene Ontology annotation, cellular component: nucleus. Lineage: Eukaryota; Metazoa; Chordata; Cladistia; Polypteriformes; Polypteridae.